AUGUUCUCCUGCCCCCUCCGUUAUUCCUUACAAAGGGAAAACAUCUCGCGAGCAGGGUUAUGUUUUGAAAGGUUCGCGUACGCUGUUUUACGGUAUAUUAGUUCAAAUUGAAACGCGGAAGAACGUAGGACAAGAAGGACAACUGUAGUUAUCGAUACAGCCCGACAUUUGCUAGAAUAUCCGAUAACAGACUCGUGCGUUGUGGAAUCGUUUUCCUCUUUCAAUGAUAUCCAUAAUUCAAGAGGGAAGAUCCAACACGGAUGUAACACAUAGGAAUACUUGGGAUUUUCCUCACAGCCGUGCUAAAGUAUGGUCUCGCCUUUCAGGCUGUUGUUAGUGGAGUUCGCGAGGGGUAAUGUUUUAUAAUGGGAUGAUGUUCAAUGCUGAAUGUCAUACUGCUGGUGUUUGCAUCAUAAUCCCUCAACUGACAUUCAGAUGUUGUCUUCUAGAACUGCAUGAAGAGCAUCUCCAUGAGGUUCCCUCUGAAAAGAGGGAGUGAAAGUUGCAUCCAUCUCAUACAAUCCCAAACAUCUAAUAGCCCUAAACUCAUUUGUAGUUCACAGACUGAGGUAUGAAAAUGGAUAAACUCACCAUUAUUUCAGGAUGUCUCUUUCUCGCGGCAGAUAUCUUCGCUAUUGCAAGUAUUGUAAAUCCAGACUGGAUCAAUACAGGCGGUCAAGAGGGAGCUCUGACUGUUGGUCUAGUCAAGCAAUGUCAGACCAUCCAUGGUCGAACCAGGGUAUGUAUCUCCCCAAGCCUUCCUCCAGAAUGGAUCACUACCCUGUUCUUCAUCAUCUUAGGCAUCAUCUCACUCACUAUCACAUGUGGCCUGCUUGUGAUCUCACACUGGAGGCGAGAGGCUGCAAAAUAUGCCCGCUGGAUCGCCUUCAUGGGAAUGGUCCUCUUCUGCAUGGCCGCUCUCAUAUUUCCAGUUGGAUUUUACAUCAAUCAAGUUGGAGGACAACCUUACAAAUUACCCAAUAGUAUGGUUGUUGGGUCCUCAUAUGUACUGUUUGUUUUAUCAAUAUUUUUUACAAUAGUUGGACUUCUUUUUGCAGGUAAAGUCUGUCUGCCCGGCUGACAAAUCCUCUGAUUUAAAUUUUUUUUUUUAUGCUACAUAGUUGACUUUUUCAAUGCCAGUGUGGUUUAAAUGAUGACAAAAAAAAAAUAACUUCAAAGGGCCACAAGAGGGCCUUUUUUGCAGUGAUGUUGUGGUCAAUAAAAGAUUUAUGUAAGCAAUAAUGUACAGUCAGACAGUCAUUAACACUAAAUAAGUCAUCCUUGCAUUGCCCUGAGGGGGGGGGUAUUUAGCAGUAAUGACUGGCGGACUGUACAAUAUACCGCUUAUGACAUGUCUAC
Sinocyclocheilus anshuiensis is the source of this 1359-nucleotide messenger RNA. RefSeq names its product modulator of smoothened b (gene mosmob). Gene Ontology annotation, cellular component: Golgi apparatus; ciliary membrane. The coding region runs from base 572 to 1081 and encodes 169 amino acids. The record is from RefSeq and is a predicted model, not a curated record. The transcript has 3 exons. Gene Ontology annotation, biological process: negative regulation of smoothened signaling pathway. NCBI's taxonomy places the organism in Eukaryota, Metazoa, Chordata, Actinopteri, Cypriniformes, Cyprinidae.